UGGAAUUGUAUACUGAAUUGGCCCCCUGUAUUUAUUUGCUAAUGACGCAAAUAUCUAGGUAAUUUCCUUAACAGCUAAUUGUUAUUGUAAACUGUACAGUAUAUGUAAACAAAGAAGUAUAUUGUAAGCUUAGACAUUGAAUAACCGCACAACUUUGUGAAUAUUGUGACGCCAAUUACAAUGAAUAUUCAUAAAUAUUGUCGAAAAAUUAUUAUAAUUAUUCUAUACUGAGGCUUGCAUGCGUACAAUAAGAUGUCUAUACCGAUAUUAUAAAGUGGAAAGAUUAGAUUGUUUGUUAUCGAUAUAUAUCGACUAGCUUUCUGCCAGCGGCUUCGCUCGCGUGGUCCGCUGGUACCUUACUCAUAGAUCUUAACUCCCCCCCACCCCCUUGCACGCGCACCCCCGCCUUGGUGACGUCCACUCCGCAACGGGCCGUGCAGCAAAAAUACUCAUAGUAAUAUUUUAAUUUCGCCAUAACUUCAAAAGCAAACGUCCAAUUUUAAUCAUUCAAAGAUCAAAUACUAUCUAAAAAAAUUCAAGAUUUAUAAAUAAAAAUUGGUUGUUGUGCCUCACUUGACAUACAGCCAGUUGCACAAACGUUCAUUAAAAUUAUCAUUAGUUUAAAGCGACAUUACCCAUACAAAUUUGACAUUCAUUAGAGCUUAAUGACGCCAAUUAACCUUAAUGGACGGUUGUGCAACUCACCGAUAGAUAGGUAUAGUGUGUCGCGGUCUAUCUACAAAAAAGAUAUUUAUAAGAUCUUCAAUUAUUUAGAACAUUUUACGGUUCUGUCUUUUAUAGUUUGGGCAGCGGACGCAAAAUAUAUAACUUUUCUGGUUGAUUUUUACACCUUGUGUCCGAAAAAGUCAAAUAUCUUAUGGAACCCUAUUUUUUCCAAAAUAAAAUAUAGCCUAUGAUCCUCGUGGAUAAUGUAGCUUUCGAAUGGUGAAAGAAUUUUAAAAAUCGAUCCAUUAGUUCUUGAGCCUAUUCAUUACAAAAAAACAAACAUACAAACAAAGUUUUUCUCUUUAUAAUAUUAGUGUAGAUAAGGCGUACGAACUUUUCAGCCCACUCGCUGAAGCGUGGACGAAAUACCUAUAGUAGGAGGAGGCCUAAGAUAGCUCGCAAGUCUGACCCAGAUAUCCGGAGUACCUGCUAGGGAAGGCGAUAUGCAUGAACACUUUAAAAAGUCCUUUUUAUUUCAUUCAUUUUAUUUUUUUAAUGUUCUCAUUAUGUUAUCAUGGGGGAUGAUGUUGCUUGCGUCCGUAGGAUUCUCCAUCUAGUCCUAGAAACACCCUACACGUGUCCCCCGGGUGGUGCUAAACAAGCAACAACGCCGAGCCACAGGCGGCGGUCAAAUAACCUGUCUACUCAUGGCUACUGCAAGCCAUUAGGGACUAAAUCCCCUAUGAACAUUGCGGUUAUAGUGCCUUGGGAAAGCACUAUUAGUAUAUUCCUCCCACCUCCAAUAAUGAAAAUGUCCAAUAUUGAAGUUGAUAUGUCAUGCGAUCCGGCUAACCCCCGGCGCUCUCAGGUACCCGGGCUUGAGAGUGUGAAAUUAGCUACCGAAGACUGCACAGGAGUAGGUAACCAGGCUUCUAUGUCGCCCAAGUAACACAUAAAAGCAGUAUAACGGCCGACUUACAGCAUUUCUGUAUCGUUUGAGCAUUUUAUAUUAGUUUUACAGUAGCCGUAUAAACGUUUAUACGGCUACCGUAAUGCUUAUUUGGGCACAAAUUAAAAAGCUUUAGAUCCUAAAUGGGUUCACAAUAGUUGCUUAAUUGCAUUACAGGCGCAUUUUAUUAGCAUUAUUAUGGUCAAGGAAGCUACCAAUCGCAUUAUAAAAACAUUAUAAAGGUCAAACAGUCGCUAAUCGCAUUACAGAAGCAUUAUGCUAGCAAUAUUAUUGAUAAUUAAGAUGUUAAUUGCAUUACAAAAGCAUUAUGCUAGCAUUAAAACGUAGUAGAAGCAUGAUUAUAACUAUUUAAGUGUUCACAGUUAGAAUUUAAAUAAACCCUACAUCAUUGCAAAAACGCCUUUAAUAAGUGGGACUUAAUGUUAUAAUAAAAAAACGUUGUAUUUUACUUUAACUCCCUAAAAACAAAACUGAGUGAAGUGCUAUUUGGGAAUUCAGAAAACUAAAUAUAUAACACUGGGUAAGUUUUUGACUUUUUUGUUAUUUCUCACCUUCAAAUAUUACUGCGCAGUGUAGUUUAGUGUAAUUGUCUAUAUAAGUUUCAUUGAAAAUUUUCACGCGCCUUUGAUAUUUUGUGGUUUUCAUAUUAAAUGUUAUUUAAAGAUAUGUAUUUAAAACCAAAACAAAUUGUGAGUUCCUAAUAUAGAAUGAAUUUUGCAUAAUUAACCUUAUAUUAUUGGUUGGGCAGUAUUAAAUUAAGUUGUUUAGUUAUGAUAUAGGCUUAUUUCUUUUUAAAUCAGCCCGAAUGAUAAUAUUUAUUGGGUAUAAAAUAUUUACAAAAUGGUGUCGAAUUUAUAGCAGCCCGGUGAGUCUUUAAAAAGACAAAUUAAUGCUGCCAGCAGUAUAAAUAUCCACGCGUGAACAAUUACUAAGCCAUUGGCUAAAGAUAAGACAUUAGAUGAACCACUGCAGUGCCAUUGUAUAUAAAGUAGUCCUAUGUGGGUUCACCUGUAUACCAAUAGACUUCAUGUAGACUGAAAUAGUGCCAUUACUUGAACCCAAUUUUGGGGGUUCUUAAGCAAAACAAUAAAACCUGUUUGCUGUUCUUGAAACUUGAAUCUGUUUGCUAUGAGUUAUCAAAAUACUUUCUGAACGUAUUAUAUAAAUAAAUAUUCUUCCGCGUAUCUUAUUGAAAUGCAUUGAGUUAUUAUUAAAUAACUAGACUCAACUCAACGAUUGGAAUAAGAAAAUAUAGCAAAAACAGGAAAUAAAAAAAUACACCAUACAUAUGCGCAAGCGGUACGUUAUGUUGCCA
Molecule: messenger RNA, 2951 nt
Organism: Diatraea saccharalis (sugarcane borer)
Lineage: Eukaryota; Metazoa; Arthropoda; Insecta; Lepidoptera; Crambidae
Source: the annotation of a GenBank genome assembly